GAUGAUGAAGGAACCAUGGUGACAGCAAGUGCACAUAUAAUCACAUCAGUGAUAGGAUCAGGGGUGCUAUCAUUAGCAUGGGCCACGGCCCAAUUAGGAUGGGUUGCUGGGCCAAUUGUGCUUUUUGCAUUCGCUGCAAUUACUUGGUACACUGCUUGUCUACUAUGCGACUGUUAUAGAUGCCCUGGCCCAAAUUUCGGCACCCGAACUUACAACUACAGUGGCGCUGUCAAGGCCCAUUUAGGAGGAAUGCGGUCCAAGUUUUGUGGAGUAGUUCAAUUCAUAUAUCUUCUAGGAACUGCCAUUGGAUACACCAUUGCCACACCCAUUAGUAUGGCAGCUAUAACGAGAUCCAACUGCUUCCACAAGGAGGGACACGGAGCGGGGUGCCACACGUCCAACAACAAGUUUGUGAUAAUAUUCGGGAUCAUCCAGAUUUUUCUCAGCCAGCUCCCGGACUUUCACAACCUCGCCUUCAUCUCGGUCGUGGCCGCCGUCAUGUCCUUCGCCUACUCCACCAUUGGUCUCGGCCUCUGCGUAGCCACAAUAAUAAGUAUCUCACUUUCUAAACAUGACAUCAACACGGGGCUAAUAGGGGUAAAGAUUGGCGAAGGAGGCCUCACCAAAUCAAUGAAGGUGUUCAGCGUGUUGCAGGCUGUAGGGGAUAUUGCAUUUGCCUAUAGCUACGCCCCAAUCCUUCUCGAAAUUGAGGACACACUGAAAUCAAGUCCGCCGGAGAAUAAGGUAAUGAAGAAAGCAUCAAUGAUGGGGAUUGCAGUGACGACCGUAUUCUACGGUCUAUGCGGCCUUCUUGGGUACGCAGCGUUCGGCAACGAGGCACCAGGAAACUUGCUCACCGGCUUCGGCUUCUACGACCCUUUCUGGCUUGUCGACAUUGCCAACCUCUUCGUUGUGAUCCACCUGAUCGGGGCAUACCAGGUCUUCAUCCAACCCACAUUCCAGAUCGUGGAGAAAUGGUGCGAAAAGAAAUGGCCCCAGAAUGGGUUCAUCGGAAACGAGUACCCCGUCAAACUCUGUGCUGGCAUCGGCUACUUCAGGUUGAAUGCAUUCAGAUUGGUGUGGAGAACCAUCUACGUCGCCGCAACUUGCGUGGUCGGGAUGCUUUUCCCUUUCUUCAACAGCGUGCUCGGGCUGCUUGGCGCCUUGGCGUUCUGGCCGCUCACUCUGUAUUUCCCGACCGAGAUGUACAAGAAACAAGCCGGAGUGGAGAGGUUUAGCUCCGCUUGGAUGCGCGUCACCGUUCUUAGUGUCGUCUGCUUGGUAGUAUCGAUUCUUUGUGCUAUUGGUUCUUUUGAUGGCAUCAUCACUUCCCUUGAAAAAUACAAGCCAUUUAAGUUUGAAACUUGAUGUAUUUUUCUUCUUCUUCUUCUUGGAUUCAUUGUUAUAUGAACAUCAUGGAUCCUGGGUAGCUCAAUCAGAGGGAAGCUCAUCUUACAAUAAUAUAGUCAAGCAGCCCAAUCAAAAGAAAAAAGGAAAAGAAAUUUCAUGUGGACUCCGAUAUUACUAAUAGAAUUGCAAAAUUAGAAACAUCUGCUUCCAUUUCAGAUCAUAUGAGCAACAUCUACUUGUAUAUCAUAUGACCAAAUAGACAUUAGCAAUUGGAAUUCGUCUUUCCUUCUGACAUGACAAGGGUGGAGAUGGACAAAUGUUCUUCCAUGCACUAUCCUGUUCUCAUAUACACUACUCUCUGUAUUCCAUAUCAGAUGCUAUAACAGCGGGCAAAAGAAAGAAUUUUUCAGGAAGAGUAAUUAUUUGCUACUAGCAAGACCAUAAACCCCUACUGCAACCAUCAUACCUCUUUUUGGGAUAAUGGCAGUGUCUUCAGUUGACGCCUUUCCAUCUAUAAGAUCUGAUGUCUCGCUGAGCAAAAGAAUCGAUGUAGUUCAACAAUGAAAGGUAUCAAACAAGCCAGAAGCCCCUCAAGUUGCUGACCUUGAACCAGUCCAAGCACGCGGAUCAUCAUCUUGCCCAUUCAUCCUAAGUACAUGGCUUUCUUGUAAAUAGGUCACGCCGGUCCAUACAACACGAGUCAGUAGAAUACUUACGAAGACCACAGUUCCAAGCGUACAAACCACCUGCUCUCAGACCGGCCUAAUCAGAAACCACAAAUGGGAUCUGUGCAGCACAAGAUUUAAAGGAACAUAACGAGGAUGGACAACACUUUCAUUCUAAGAAAAAGGAAACAUGUCAUUCCAUUGCAGAACGCUCCUGAAACUUGAUCAUGCAUGAGUUUCAUUAUUCCAGGUUCAACUCAAAGAAAAAGGAAAGCACUCUCAAAGAUCAAAUUAGGUAGCAAAAAGUUCAAGAAACUAAACGGUAGAUUUCAUAUCACCACAGCCUCCUGAAUUUGGCAAUCGAAUCCAAUAGCAAUAUGCUAUUUGAGGACACAGAAGCCAGACCACAAAAUAGGACAUAAAUAAAGCCAGACCACAAAAUCUUGUCUCAGAUAAAUAUAUUGAUUAGAGGACUGGCCAAGGGAUUUCCUCGCACCAAUAAGAAUCUACUGUUAUCAUCAUCGUCUAAAAUUUUCAUGCACUAGUCCAACGAUUUCACUGAGUCCAAAUGGAGAUCAAACCUCGCACAGGGUGCUUUUAAGCUUAAAUGUUAGCUCUCUUCCAUGUUGCAACCAUGUAGGCGUUUGAAAGUAACAAUACCUUUUAAGCUUAACUGUUCUCGAAAUUGAGACACGCAGCUAAAUUCUAGCUCAUAACUGCUGGUAUCAACUAACUACGGACGCCAGAACAGUCCACCACACCCAGUCUCAUCAGCUGUUUAAACAACAAAACUGCUGGUAUCAACUAUCUAAUGAAAAGAUCAAAGCUUAAUCUAUUUCUUGUUGCCCCAACAAAACCACCGAUCAACCAGAAUUGCCAGAGAACGAGGGACGGAUUUACAUGCUAAAACGAUAAAGCCACCACCAGCGCUCCAGGAAACUAGUGAAAGAGCUCCCUCACAGUUCUUAGACAAAGUUACAGCAUAAACAAGGUGACGAAUUCAAACCCUAUUUGAAAGCAUCUAUUGAUCAUGUACAAUGAGAGACGGAUAUCUGACAAUCUUACGGAUAUUCGAAAGCAGAUAGAGGUCAGAUUGAUUGCAAUGGCAACAGAAGCACUUCACUUACCUCAAGAAACGCUUUCAGAACCCACAAGAACGCAAGCACUAUCACCCCAUCGACCGAAAACCCUACCUAGCAAUUUCCAAGAACGAGAAAACGGGGAAGCCCAAAUUACGAUAAGGAUCUCAAAGUAGAGGCAAAACUAGCAAUUAAAAAGUAGUGCGUUUUGGGUGCAGAAUUCCGGAAAGCAAUCAGAUAUUACCAGUUUAGAAGAAAUGAUGGCUGGCAAAAUUGACCGCAGGGCCUUCCUCGCUCGUUUAGCAAUCUUUCGGUAUACGUUUUGAACGAAUUUCACGAACAGAUCGAGACUUCGAUCCUCCUCCUCUUCUUCCUCUUCAUAAUCAACAUCAUCGCCGUAACUGUCUUCUACCAACGCCGACCUACCAAUCGAACGGCUCCAAUCCCUAGAGUCGCCGAGGAAGCCAUCGUCCCCAGCCGGACUGAAAUCGGGACCCCGUCUCGAACUUGGUCGAGCCAACAAACGACGAGAAGGCAGAAAUUUUGUGGAAUCCUUCAGCUUGAGGGCGUAAUUUACUUUAGAUGCAAAGAAGCUACUUGGAAAAACAGGAGGCGAGUCGGAGGUGAAAAUUUUCAUCGCCGAGAGCCUGGAGUGCCGACGAAUGACUUUGUGGUGACCCGCGGCCGCGAUGAGCGAAGACAUGUGAUUAUGAACAGAGACAGGGGUGGAAGUCGGCAGGAAGCUGAGCUCCGGAGAGAUCAGUUGGAAUUUGGAAGUAGAGGCAUGAA
This is a messenger RNA of Linum tenue, 3883 nucleotides long. The record is from the annotation of a GenBank genome assembly. Lineage: Eukaryota; Viridiplantae; Streptophyta; Magnoliopsida; Malpighiales; Linaceae.